Messenger RNA from Penicillium griseofulvum, 534 nucleotides. Its product is annotated as putative cystathionine beta-synthase (beta-thionase). The transcript has 2 exons. The coding region runs from base 1 to 534 and encodes 177 amino acids. The record is from RefSeq and is a predicted model, not a curated record. NCBI's taxonomy places the organism in Eukaryota, Fungi, Ascomycota, Eurotiomycetes, Eurotiales, Aspergillaceae.
AUGGCAUCAUACUUGACCGGCAGCGAGGCCUUCAAUCGCGAGAAGCAAACCUCUGACACAAAUACAUCUACAGAAGCCUGGGCUGAUAAGUACCGCGGUGCAACAAUCGAAGACCUCGACCCUCCCCCGGCGCUUUCAGUCUCCUCCCAUGACCCAAUUUCCACAGCCCUAAUGGCCGCCUACGAGCGCGACUACACGCACCUCACCGUUAUCUCCCCGACAAAGCGCUCUCUGUUGGGCUACGUCAGCAUCCCACGGCUACGGGAACUACUGCAGAGCGGCAACGUGAAAGAAACCGAUCCAGUCUCAGCGGCCAUGCAGCGCUUCAAUCGCAAGCGUGGCAUCUAUCAAGUUAUCACGAUGGAGACGCCACUCGAGGAGCUCGAGCAGUUCUUUGAGAGCGAGACGGGUCCAAAUGGUGAGAAGCGCGAGAAGCAGCAAUUUGCUGUUGUCACCGAUGUGGCACGCAAGUUUGUCCUCGGUGUUGCUACCAAGGCAGACUUGGAGGAGUUUGUCAAGCGCAGACCUACCUAA